Messenger RNA from Puntigrus tetrazona (Sumatra barb), 2457 nucleotides. RefSeq lists its product as uncharacterized. NCBI's taxonomy places the organism in Eukaryota, Metazoa, Chordata, Actinopteri, Cypriniformes, Cyprinidae. The transcript is spliced from 15 exons. The coding region runs from base 956 to 2170 and encodes 404 amino acids. The record is from RefSeq and is a predicted model, not a curated record.
AAGGCCUAAGUGUUGAUUUUAUUACCAUUCCAAUUCUAGUUAUUCUAUAGUUCUAUAUAUCUUCAAAACAUAUAAUGAAUAUGAAAAUAAAACAAAAGACAUAAAAAGCUAGCAAACAUUUUGUUAUGUGAGCAACAGCCUUAAACGGGGAGAUUUUAUGAAUAUUAAUGUAAGCAGAAAAACUUGAAGCACACCGCGCUACAAUGAACAAAGUGAAAUGAAUGGGCUAUAAGCUAUGAAAAGGACAGGGGUUGUGAAGCUCGCACCAUGGCAACGACCCCUUAAACACAGGUCGGGUCUGAAACUCGUCGCGCUUCGCUUUGAGCUCUUUCUGCGGAGUAGCUGUGUGGAUAAAUUUUAAAAAAUCUGAAAAAUACUCUGAAAAUUGCUAAUUCGUGAUGUUUGGAAACUGCACCGGUUAUAACAAAUGCACGUAGAACAGUUAGCACACUGCUGUGUGUAGUUAGCUGUUAGAAAAGCUGUUCACUUGUGAGACGGUUGUUCAAAUUCAAAGAGGCUUAGAGAUGUAUUAGUUUGGUUAAGCACAUAAUAUCAAAAGCUUCAAUAACCGCUUCACUGGCUUAAAUAUGACAAUGAAAAAUGAAGAUAUGUAUCAUAUCAGUUCACUGCCGCCGAUCCUGGACUCUUACAAAUCAGUGCAAUUUCCAGAAAAGACACAAUCAAGCCACACAUCUCUGGAUCUAUGUGAUUUUCCUCUACGGGGGAGGCCUGCUGCAUGUCUUCAAAGUGACUGCAAUCAUCUCACAACAUCUCUGAACCUCAUGAAAUCCUUUUCUUUUGUGUCCACAUCUUCAUCCACGGAAAAGGCAAAGUACAAACGGACAACUUUAGUAUUGGUCUCCCUGGUUACAGCUAGCAACACGGUCCCCAGGCAGCCGGUCCGUCUGAAUGUCAGAGGCAGGGGAGACGACAAAGCCCCAGCAGAACAGGGCCGAUGGCAGCGACUUCUGCUCAUGCUGGGGAUUCUGAUCAAGCGCUUGAGAGGAAAAGAAAAGCUCUUCUAGAUCAGCGCCAUCUAGAGACGUACUACAGACUACAACGCUUAAGAGAAGUGCUGUCAUAUCAGCGUGCUGCAUUACUGACGGAAAAAGUUCAAAGACAGAGACAAGAGAUGAAGCUCCACGAUUCCAGACCUAGAGAAGGACAUAGAGAACAGAAGCUUGUCAGCCUUCAGAGGGCCACCAGAUCAACCCUCACACACGAUGAUGAAUACCUGAGGUGUCUGCCUAAAACACGCUACUAUCUGGUUCUGGAACUGCAGAAACAGCUAAAACGACUCGGGUGUCUUCAGAGCCGCAGGGAACAGGAGGUGUUCAGGGUCUGGGCAGAACAACAAAGUAGCACAUGUCAACUUGAGAAACAACUACAAGCAGUGGAACACAGCAUUAAUUCCAGCUCAAAUGUGACUCUUGAGGAUCUGCUGAAACAGAGGUCUGGGUCUCUCCCAAAACUUCAGAUCAAACCUGGUGACUCCACAGCACAACACACACAUAUGCCAGUCUCAGUAAAAGUAGGUGGAGGAGGGGUGAACGCUUUCCAACAGCAGGGCAAACAGAGUUGGGGACAAGAUGAAACUGAGCUCAUGUUUCCUGAGGUUUUCACUCGAGAGGUCAAAGCGCCUACAUUUUCUAGUAUGAAGUCCACCUUCUUGGAAGAAGUCAGCUCCAAGAUGCUUCUCACGAGAAGCAAUAAGCCACCGAUCGGGUCAAAGACCUUUGACAUUAAACACAAAUUGAGAUUAAUGCACAACCUUUCACUCUCUCAUAUGGCUGAUACUCAGAGAAUUAUGGCAAAACGUGUACUAAGUCUGCAGCUUACAGAUGGUUUCAGCAUUAAAGAAUUGAUGGAGCAUGAAUGUCGUCGCAACAUCCAAACUCAGAUAUCCAGAUGUACCACAGAGCCGGACUUUACACAGCAGAGUGAUAAGGAUACAUCUGAGAGCCCAAAAUAUUUCACUGAGAGUCCAAAUACACAUUUCUCACCAAGUCUCCAUCCAGUUGGGAAAAACACAGAUGAGACUCCAAAUAGUUCUGCUGGAGAUAUGUGUUUAUCGUACACAGACGUGCCUCUAUGCAUUGCUGACGCCUACACUAUCCCUGCUGUUAAGGUGGAAAACUCUGACGUUAAGAUGUGGACGAAUUAUGCAUAGAGGACGACUGCUGAUCUGUCGCUUUAAAACAAAUCAAAGAUUAAUUCAUUUGAUGAAGAGGAGAGAAGCUAGAAACGCUCUGCUCAACACACAAAUGCAUGUUUGCCACAUUGCUUGAUUUAAGGAUAGCUGUUAAAAUAUUCUAGCUUUUAUAGCUUCCACAUUUAUUACAAUAAGCUGCAUUUGUGCUGUUUUAAUCAUUUAAUGUUAAAGACGUAUCUGAAGCCUGUUUUAAUUCGUUACCCAGUACACAUAUUUUGGUAUUCAAAUGCUUUUAAAAUUAAAAA